AUGGCGAAAUCGUACCGCCUAGAAACGGGGCUUCGAGCCGCAGCGGAGAAGUCGCAACUCAACUCUACGGAGAUUCGGCGACGAGAAGACCUUCUUCUGGCUCUUCGCUUCAAGGCAAAGGAGAUGGCAGCUGUGCUCACCUCUGCGCAAUCCGCCGCUAACAGGUCAGCCCUGCUGGGCUGUGACGGGCGGCCGCUGGUGGCGGCGGAGACGGAGAGAACAGCCUCGCGUGACAACAAGGGACUCGUGGCCCUGCAGCAAGAGAUCAUGCAAGAGCAAGACUCGGAGUUGGAGGAGCUGGAGUCGACUGUAGCGACCACCAAGCACAUUGCGCUCACCAUCAAUGGCGAGCUGGACCUGCACCGCCAUCUGCUGGAUGACUUAGAUGACAACGUUCAGUCAACAAACGCUCGUGUUCAGCUGGCCAAGAAAAAGAUGUCGAUAUUCAUGCGCCGAUCAGACAACACAUGCAACAUGCUCCUCGUCAUGCUAGUAGCUGCAGGGCUGGGCGUGCCGAUAACUCUCCCCAAUGCCGCCCAUAGUCGACAAAAGCUUAACAACGCCUUCCAUCCGCAAGUCGCGGCCAGCCCGCAAGUUAUAGGUUUCACCCCGCGCUUCGAGGUCGGCGCGCAACUCGGUGAAGGCUCCUACGGCGUCGUUAACAUUUGUCACGAGAAAGCCGUGUUGACACGUCAGCUGUCGCGACAGCCUAGCUACGGCACAAGCAAACUUCAUCUUCAUCCGGGCGCCGCCGCCGCCGUUGCCGCAGUUGACGGAACUGCCGCGGCUGCCGGAAAGGGCGCCGCGAAGGGCGCCGCAGAUGGCGGCGGAGGUGGCGAUAGCGACGAGGAGAACGGGGUGGAGCGACCGGAGAUCGUGGCGAGCGUGGAGCGGGUUGAAGCGACCGAGGCGGCGCUUCUUGCGGCGCGAAUUGCGGCGGAAGACGUGGCGGGAGACGCGGAAGGGAAACCACAACCACCACUUCCGAAGACCGCGGCGGAGCCGCCGGCCGCGGGCAAGAUGUACGCGUGUAAGACGGUGGAUAAGAUUCUCAACGUGGAAGGCGGCGCGGCGACUCAGAAGCGGUUGUCUGCUCGCGAUAUAGAGGUGCGCGUUAGCGCGCUUAAGCACGAGAUUAAGGUGCUCAAACACGUGGGUUAUCAUCCGAACAUUGUGAAGGUUGUCGGAGUGUACAAUAACGAGAAACGGCUGCGACUCGUUAUGGAGCUGUGCGACGCGGGGGACCUGCUGGGGCUUCUAACGAAUCCUCCCAAGAAGCCGCAGGCGGAAGCCAAUAACGGGGGUGCGAAUAAUGAAGGUGAUCCUAGCAAAGGAGCAGCAGGCAAAGAAGCCAAGCCUGAGCAGCCGCAUGGGAAACCUUUCACAAAAAUCUCGCAGUUUUUCAAAGGGCUGGCCAAGGGGACUACCGACCCGAAAGCCGCAGAAGCCGGGGCUGCUAAUAACGGGGACGGCAGCAGCAGCAGCAGCAGCGGUGCACAGCCCGAAAAAGUGCUGCAAACGGGUCUGUCAGAGCGGCAGACUGCGCUGAUGUUCCGACAGCUGGUAAAGGCUGUGGAGCAUUGCCACUCGCGGCACGUGAUUCACAGAGACAUCAAACUGGAAAAUGUGCUGCUGAACCACUGCUACUGCAGCAAAUGCAAGCCUGCUGACUCAGGCGAAGGAGGGCAGGAGAACGGUCAACAGCAGCAGCAGCAGCAGCAGGAGCAGGAGCAGAAGAAGCAAGGGGAGCCGUCUACCUGCUCUGGUUACGUCAUCAAGCUCGCGGAUUUCGGGCUGGCGAAACUGCUGCAGCCGACGCAGCCCAUGGCGAAUGGCAACAAGGGCAGCCAGUUGUAUAAAGCCCCUGAGGUGGCCCAAGGCCGGUGGUAUACCACCCAGGCUGACAUGUGGUCUCUCGGUGUGGUGCUGUACGCUUUGCUAAGCGCCAGAUUCCCGCCGAGGGAUGGGGACGGGAUGGUUGCGUGGGAGGCGGUUUCGGAUCAUAGGUUGUUGUUUAAAGGGGGGAGCUGGAAGGAGGUGAGCGGUGAGGCGAAGGCGUUGGUGGUUGUGCUGCUGUCGUGGGAUCCGAAGGGGCGGCCGGAUUGCGAGCAGGUGUUUAACCACCCGUGGCUGGCGCAGCACUGCAGAUGA
This is a messenger RNA of Closterium sp. Yama58-4, 2151 nucleotides long. Lineage: Eukaryota; Viridiplantae; Streptophyta; Zygnematophyceae; Desmidiales; Closteriaceae. The record is from the annotation of a GenBank genome assembly.